Molecule: messenger RNA, 1136 nt
Organism: Chrysoperla carnea
Lineage: Eukaryota; Metazoa; Arthropoda; Insecta; Neuroptera; Chrysopidae
Product: thymidylate kinase
Exons: 2
Coding region: 116-745 (209 amino acids)
Biological process (GO): dTTP biosynthetic process; dTDP biosynthetic process; dUDP biosynthetic process
Cellular component (GO): cytosol; mitochondrion; nucleus
Molecular function (GO): ATP binding; dTMP kinase activity
Source: RefSeq, a predicted model, not a curated record
UCACUUUCAUUUGUACGUUGAGUUUUUAAAAGACCUAUGUAAACAAUAAAAGCAAAAUUUUUACAAUUGGUUAAACAAGUUAUAUUUUUAUUAAAAAAAAAAAUUUAUUGACAAAAUGAAAAUAAAUCGAGGAAAAUUUAUAGUAUUCGAAGGUUGUGAUCGUAGUGGAAAAACAACACAAUGCAAAAAACUUGUUGAAUACUUAAAACAAAAUUCAAUACCUUGUGAACAUAUGAAUUUUCCAAAACGCGAUACCGCUAUCGGAAAAGUAAUUAAUGAAUAUUUACAAGGAUGUGUUACGUUAGAUCAUCAUACAAUACAUUUGCUUUUCUCUGCAAAUCGAUGGGAAUUACAGGAUAAAAUGAACAAAACAUUAUUGGCGGGAAAACAUAUUGUGUGUGAUAGGUACUCAUUUUCCGGUGUGGCGUAUACGGCUGCUAAAGAAGGAAUGGAUUUUGAGUGGUGUAAAAAUCCUGAAAUCGGGUUAAUCAAACCUGACCUUGUGUUUUACUUAAAGUUAAACGAGGAAGUUCAAAUACAACGACCCGGAUAUGGCGAUGAAAUCUACGAAAAACCAUUGUUUCAACGAAAGGUUUCUGAAAAGUAUGAGCAAUUAUUUGAUAAUAGUUAUUGGGAAACGAUUGAAGUUGACGGAACCAUAGACGAAAUUCAUAAUAACAUAGUUAAUAAGACUAAAAAGUUACUCGAAGAUACAGAAGAUAAACCCGUAAGCUACUUAUGGUAACUUACUACUUAAGUAUUAAUUCCAAAGCAAGUAUUUUUAUUCGGACGCAUUCCCACAGUUGUUGGAUAAAAAAAAAAGUGAAAGAUUUCACCUACGAUAUCGGAUGUUAUCAGAUUAAUGCACGUCAUUUGAAGUAAAAUUAAGUCUUGCUAUUUUAAAUAAACGAUUUCUGACGAGUUUUUCACGAAAGAUAAACUUAGAAUAAUAAGUCCAAUAUUAUAGCGAUUUAAACAUUCCUCUAGCUUCUAUGCCUAUUGGUCCUUUCUGUUAUCUUUCAGAAGUUAUUUUUAGGAUAUUCAAUUUAACUUCAAAAUCUCAAUAUCCGAAAGUGUAGUACUUUAACUUUAUCUGAGCGGUCUAAAAUAGCAGGGGAAUUUUUUUUAAAUUAGUU